AUGGAUGAAGUUCAACAACACCACCGUUAUUACUAUGGACUCUCAUGCAAUGAUGGGUUGUACCAACAGACACCAUUGGAGGAGCAGGGAGAAGAAGAAACAAGGGAGACCCAACUUGCAGACUGUGAUAAUACCGAAAUCACUGCUUGCCAGAAAAAUUGGAUUGUGGUGGAGGAUAGUGGUGGCGUGUGUGGGUUAGGUGGUGGUGCAGUGGGUGGUUGUGGGGAUUUACACUCUCUGAGCUUGUCAAUGAGCCCUGGUUCUCAGUUAGGCUGUGUCACAGCUCCAACCCAGAUCUCACAUACUGGAACUGAGUCCACAGUCAUGGAAACCGAGAAGAGAGGGUCUGCAAAAGUUGCUCUAAAGCAACCUAUUCAUAGGAAGUCCAUUGACACAUUUGGGCAGAGCACCUCUUAG
Camellia sinensis is the source of this 417-nucleotide messenger RNA. The record is from RefSeq and is a predicted model, not a curated record. Lineage: Eukaryota; Viridiplantae; Streptophyta; Magnoliopsida; Ericales; Theaceae.